CCGAAAAGCGGCCCCGCCCACGGAGAAGGCCGAGCGAGUAGGCCUGCCAAACAAUGGCUGCCCGAGAUGCGCAUGCGCCAAGCCGUGCGUCCCUUCAAAAGUCCGCGUCCUCCCACAGAGCGAUGGCCUAUUCUAGGGGUCAGGGCCUGUCUGCGUAGGUUGGAGGAAGGAGGCGAAGGAAGGCCAGGAUGCCGCAAAGGCCCGGAGAAGAGGAGGAGGAAGAGCGGCGGCUGCGCUCGCUGAACAGCCGGGAGCCCUGCCAGGUCAUUUUCUGCAACCGGACGCCGCGGGUGGUGAGCCCCGUCUGGCUGGACUUCGAGGGCGUGCCGCGGCCCUACCCCAGCCUCAAGCCCGGCACCGGGCGCAGGAUGCACAGCUACCUGAAACACCUUUGGUUGUUCAGAGAUGCUGGGACUGAUGAUAGUCUCUUGGUCAACCAGGCAGAGCUGUUUGUGGCAUCUCACAAUACAAAUGGACAGCCCAUAUUUGCAAAUAUUACAUUACCAGUGUUCACUUUGAAAGAAAGAUGUCUUCAAGUUGUUCGCACUUUAGUAAAGCCAGUCGACUAUCGGAAAUUGGACAUUGUUCGGUCCCUGUAUGAAGAUCUCGAGGACCAUCCAGACAUUGGGAAGGAUCUUCGGCGGCUUUCUUUGGAGAGGUUAAGGAACGAAAACCCUGAUAGAAAUGAAGAGUUAUGGAGACCCAGAUAAAAAAAUGAAGAGGGACAGAGAUCAUGAUAGAAGUGAAGAAUAUCUGAAAAAGUUACUUUUGCUAAUAAACUGAGGCACGCAAGAAGGAUUAACUGUUCUUUAUGAACUGAACAUUACCCUUUUGUUGCAAUAUGGGACAUAGGCUUCUUCUGAUAUAGCUACACUAACAUCGUUCUCUGAGGACGCCUAUAGUCACAUGACAGUGAAAUGAGAGGCAACCAUGAUGGUUGGAAAUACUUGGCUAAAUCCGUGUAAACUUUGGUCCAAGUAUGCUUUUUUUUUCAAAUUGCACAUUUGACAAAGAUGUUGUCAUAUGGCUCCUUUAUUUAAUCAUUUUGUUAUAGUUGGUUAUGAAACACCUUUUAUUGAGUAAGUUAGAUCUCAUACUGAAGGAUAAGUUAAUCUUACGUUGUAAUUCAGUAAGUAAUUAUUAAGUAUGAGAAGUUACUACUGGGUGCAUUGGUUCUAUCUUGUCCCAGUUGUUUCUCAUAAGUCAUUCUGUUUCAGAUGAUGCUUUCAUUACAUAGAAUCUGUAUUCUUCUGCUAUACUUUACUUAUCUUUAGGUACUGUAAACAUGGUGUAGUAGAAACAGAGUCUGAAGUUAUAUUUGCUUUUGGAGAACAAAACAAGAACUUGAUAAGCCUAUUGUGCAGACAAGUUACUAAACCUGGUCACAAGUUUCCUCUGAAUUAUAGAAGUAAAUGGAUAUGAAUAUAAUAGCCUGGCUAUUUUUAGAUGCACCAAGCAUGCUUGAAUCUCUGGUCACAAUGUGAAAAAGAGCAAAAGUCUCCUUGAUUUUCCUAACCUCUCCUCAGCUCUGUACAUUCCUCUACACAUUCCUGAGGCAUUACAAACCUGGUUUGUGAAAUAUAUUUGCUUUGGUUUAUAGAAGCAUUACAAUUGAACUAUUGUCCUAUUUUUCAGUACCUUGUGUUUGCAACUGUUGUGUCUUGUAUGACUAUGCAAUUGUCAAAUCAUUAUAUAUUAUCUUUAACAUUCAAUUUUGUACACUUAAUUCCGGCUAAAAAUGUAUCCUGCAAAGGAACCUGUGAAAUGGAAUUGCUAGCAACAUCAUUGUCUACUUUAUUUGUUGAAAUGUGUGUUACUUUCUGUAAAGUUACUGGUUUGUGAUGGUGGAUAUAUAUAUUGGCUUUGCUCUGUAAACUUGUUCAAAAAAACCCUUGAAUUUCUUCGUA
Molecule: messenger RNA, 1907 nt
Organism: Anolis carolinensis (green anole)
Lineage: Eukaryota; Metazoa; Chordata; Lepidosauria; Squamata; Anolidae
Gene: vhl
Product: von Hippel-Lindau tumor suppressor
Exons: 3
Coding region: 189-710 (173 amino acids)
Source: RefSeq, a predicted model, not a curated record